AUGGGUAGGAUUUCUCGCCCUGAGCCGCUGGGAUGUAUCCAAAUGCCAAUCAUCUCCCAUGCCGCAUACUCUAACACUCCCUUUGUUGAAUCAAUCGUAGUGACCGACCACUGCACGAAAUCAAAAAGAAGGGCCGUCCUUCGACCCAUUGCUCGCACUGCAAGGAUCUACGCAAGGCGAAACAUGUUCAAGCCCGCUGUAUCUGCGGCCGCCAAGAUGGAACUGGAAGAGCAACAACUACAACAACAGGCAGCGGCGUAUCAUCAACUUGGAACAGCUUCACAAGACUUUGCCGCUAAUGGUGCUCACAGCUCGCCUAGGGAUUCGUUGCCACAUUCACUCUUUACACAUCAACUGCAAGGACAGCAGUCAAGGCAGAGCCCAGAUGGGAGUGUCAGCUCCAGCCCGAACCUCAGUAUCAACGGAACAUUUGCAGGAUUGGCUCUUCAUGGGAACGACCCUUCAGCAUCCAACUCGCCAAUUGUUUCAAUGCCCAUGACCGGCUACAGACAAUCACACCUUUGUUAUGACUAUGCCAGCUCGUCAGAUUGCGAGAGCGACCAGUUCAACCCUCCAACCCAAGUCUUUUACCCCAAUGCCGGAUAUGCUAUCAGCAACGCCUCUGACGACCUUGGCGAGCGGGAUAUGAAAACUAUCCACGCCCAUCAAUCAACACCCAACUUUAGCUCGUCGUCUUCCUCUUCAAUUCACUCAUCGCAGCCAUUCUCGACAAACAUACCCCCGUCAUCAUCAUCGACAUCAACAAAGUCAUGCUGCAAGCCAUCCAACUCGACUUCGUCUCCUGCAAUCUCCUCCUCAUCAACUCCUCCUCCUCCUCCUAUGCCCAUAGGUGGCGGAUGCCAAGGGGCACCAGGAGCUGCAGGAUGCGGUUGUGCCAUCUCCCCCACAAUGUGUUGCUGCGGCGAGUUCUGUGCUUGUCCAGGGUGCCUUGCUUACCCAAACAACGCGCCAGUCCAGGGCUACCGGGAGGCCGCUUAUUCCAGUAGCAUCCCCAUCGAUACCAACCAGGGCAGCUUUAAUAAUGCCCGGAGCGCAACGGAUCAAGCACCUACACUAAAAGGAUCUUGCUGCGGGUCUACAAAGACAAACACCAACACCGACGAUACUUCCGCCAAUGCAGGAGCACGCGCACUGAACUUAGGCCAUGCGUUAACUCUAAUUGGAGCGAGCCACCAGAACGGAUCGGCGGCCAUGAACGACGAGAUGCGACAGGCUUUGCAACAAGGAUUUGGCGCGAUGGACCAAGCUACGCUGGAUUCAGUCAAGAUGCAGCAUCCCACGCUCCUUGGCAGUAACGGUGUUCUCAUCUGUGGGUGUGGCUGUGGUCGUCCCACAGUCGACUGUGCGGAUUGCUUCCGGGACAUGUGCGAGUUUGUCGGAGAGUCGCAGGCCAAAAUGAUGAAGGACGAGCUUGAGUAUGAGAUGUCGAUGAACCAGGAAGGAGGAUACCUGGCAGAUCUGGGGUUGAACAUGAACAUGUCGAGUGGCAUGAAAUUGAGUCACAGUACGAGUAUGGAGCUGGACGAGGAGAUGGAGCAAUUCAACCAGGAGGACUCGGACCAACGACAGCAGCAACAACCACAAAGGAAACUCACAGAGCAGGAAGAGGCACUUCGUUUGCAGCUGUUGGAGCAGGAGCAGAUGGAGUUGUCCAAACUUCGGCCGGCGACUAUUAACCAACUCCAACUGGAUUUCUUGGAUGACGAGGAUUGGAGUUUUGUUGAUGAGAUCCGGACAGACCAUCUUGACGCUCUCAGCAUUCCCAGACCUCCUCCAUCAUAG
Linnemannia hyalina is the source of this 1803-nucleotide messenger RNA. The record is from the annotation of a GenBank genome assembly. Lineage: Eukaryota; Fungi; Mortierellomycota; Mortierellomycetes; Mortierellales; Mortierellaceae.